GGAAAGGUCAUCUGGUGGUGAACAUUGUAAGCCAGCUUUCCUUUGCAGUUGGUUUGUUUGUGUUUUCGCCGGGCAGUUUUCUGCAUUUUCCUCAUGGAUGUGACCAAAACCAGCCGGUCGGCGUGCAAGAAAUGCGGCUACACAGGACAUCUCACAUAUCAAUGCAGGAAUUUCCUCAAGCUGGAUCCGGAAAGGGAGAUUCUUCUGGACGUGAGCAGCACUAGCAGCGAUUCCGAUGAUAAAUAUGUGACCCCGCUGAAGAAGCUGAGGCAGGAGGAAUUGCAGGAAGUGGAGAAGAAGCGAGAGGUGGAGAGGAAGAAGAAAAAGAAGAAGGAGAAGAGCAAAAAGGAGAAAAAGAAGUCUUCGCGAAGACGAAAGUCCAGGAAAGAAACAGAUUCUGAGUCCUCGAGCUCUGACGAGUCUGAGAGUGAAUCUUCAGAAGAUGAAUCAACAGAUUCUGAUUCAAGUUCAGACGCCAAAUCCCGGAAGCGCCGAAAGGAGUCCAGGAAAAAGAGGAAGAAAGUGAAGAAGAGAAAGAAGAAAUAAAAUGUCACGCGGACUUCCAUUCCCAGACAGGGGAGAGAAUAUCUGUGCGGGCAGUGCUGGUGAGGAGUUGAUGAUUUGUGGGUGUGCAUGAGGAGCUCUUGCGGGUGUUCGCGCGGCGCAAGAGAAGAGACAGUGCUGAAGAGUGUGUGAUAUCCUU
Molecule: messenger RNA, 703 nt
Organism: Phlebotomus argentipes
Lineage: Eukaryota; Metazoa; Arthropoda; Insecta; Diptera; Psychodidae
Product: protein SREK1IP1-like
Exons: 4
Coding region: 94-546 (150 amino acids)
Molecular function (GO): nucleic acid binding; zinc ion binding
Source: RefSeq, a predicted model, not a curated record